This is a messenger RNA of Peronospora farinosa, 2712 nucleotides long. Lineage: Eukaryota; Oomycota; Peronosporomycetes; Peronosporales; Peronosporaceae. The record is from the annotation of a GenBank genome assembly.
AUGAGUGCGGCCAUAUCGACGGUACAGCCAUUGCCAUUCGUUCUAGUGGAUGACGACGGCACCUUUUGCGUAAACCCUGAUGCAGUUGCUGUACUAGAGAAAGUAACGACACGUCUCGUAGUCGUAGCCGUAGCAGGAUUGUAUCGUACAGGUAAAAGUUUUCUAUUGAAUUUAUUGGUACAACAAUUGCAGGUCGUUUCUGGAUCAAUGACAGCAAAUCAAGAGGAGAAAGAGACGGGUUUUGCUGUAGGUGGUACUGUAAAUGCCUGUACAAAAGGUAUUUGGAUGUGGGGUGAACCCAUUCUAUUGGAUGAAGACACAAGUGUCUUGUUCUUGGACACGGAAGGACUUGGUAGUAUCGAUCGAGAACAGACACAUGAUACUCGAAUUUUUGCCUUGGCUUUACUAUUGGCGUCUAAUUUUGUCUACAAUAGUCGUGGAGUUAUUGAUGGGAAUGCUAUUGAAGACCUUUCUCUUGUAAUCAAUUUAUCAAAACAUAUUCAAACGUCGUCUUCUUCGAACAAGGAAACGGGAAAUAAUGGAGGUGAUCGUCUACAUGAAUUCUUCCCCAGUUUUAUGUGGGUCGUACGUGAUUUCACACUCCAGUUACUGGACAAUGGUAAACCGAUUUCAUCCAAACAAUAUUUAGAAAACGCUCUUCAGCCUACGGGAGGAUACAGUGAUGAUGCAGUCGAGAAAGAUCAGAUCCGAGCGCUCUUGAGCGAUUUUUUCAGACAUCGAGAUUGUGUUACGUUAGUACGACCUGUAGAUGACGAACAGAAGCUACGGAACCUGCCUCAAGUACCGUACGAGGAGCUGAGACACGAGUUUCGAACUAGCUUUGAAAGUCUCUGCAAGAGGCUGUUUGGCAAAGCAAAACCCAAGACCAUGUUCGGCAAGGCAUUGAAUGGAGCCAUGUUUGUCAACUUGGCGGGAUCUUAUGUCGAGGCGCUGAAUAGUGGCAAGGCACCGGUGAUCUCUAGUGCCUGGAGUCGAGUCGUGCAAGCGCAAUGUCAUGAUGCACUUGAAGAUGCUGUCAAGUGCUACAAGGCGGAGCUGCAGGCGAGAGUACGCGAAUAUGUGUCAGCUGAACAGUUUGAAGAAGAUGCUUGUUUUGAAGUGAUUGGCGACGAAAAAGGUGGCCCAAAUGGAGAAAUUGAAGUAGUAGACAAUGACCAGGGAAGCAACGCCAUGUUCGACAAACAUGGAAACCUACGAACCGUAAUAUUGCGACGAGAGUCAGAAAUACAGAAUCUGAUCAACGAAUCGAAAAAUCCGACGGAUACGGAAAACGAGAUGAUUGAAAUUACGGAAAAGGACGACGAUGCAGAAUCUGAGGCUGCUGCACAAGGUGUGGAACGCACUCGACUGCCCUGUCCUGAAGAGAGGCUUAUAAAUGUACACCGUUUGUGUAAGAAAUUGGCCAAGAAGAAGUUGCGUGAUAUUGUUGAUGGAGACAUGGGCGCUGAUGCUGCAGCUGGCGGAGGCGAUGACUACAUGGCUCAAUUCCGUGUAGCGGUAGCUGCCGUAUUCGAAUUAUAUCGCCAGCAGAAUGCUGCGGCAUCAAUGUCAUAUUGCCGGCAAGUGUUGAGCGUUUUAAGUCAGCUAGGAAUCGAUUAUCUGACCCAUUCUGAGCAAUUACACCAGAAAUCGUCCAUGGAGCUUUACCGUGAAACGCAGACUUUUUUGCAGGACGACCUGAUGAGGGUGCAUAAAGAAUUUGUUGCCCGUGCCGUCGGCCCGUCAGCUGAUGCCGCGUACUGCGAGUUCGUCAGCCAACAUGUUUUGUCUCAGACAAUUCAGCGCACGGAAAUUACCAAUGCAGCGCAUAUGGCGGAGGUUCGCGCACUCGAAAAGAAGAUGAACGAUUUGAGUGUAAAGGUUGCAGUGGCGCAAGGACAAGCAGGUGCGAUGCAAGAGCUUUCUACUCAGCAACAGCAGAAAUGCAAGCUAGGAGUAAAGGAGGCUGAACAACGUUGUGCGGCCGAGCUCGCGGGACUUCACUCAACGCUGGAGUUUAAGACCAAUGAACUGGAGCACAUAUUGAAUCACAACGCCACUAUGAAGCGCUUAGCGGAUACAGCACAGCAGGGUCAGUACCGUGCCACAGAAUUUGCAUCAUCAGCUUUUGCUCAAGUCCUAUGCGGGUAUCUUAUUAAGCAACACAUGGCUCCUGGUGCUGGUGGGUCAGCCCGUGCUAAGUGGCAACAGCGGUAUUUUGUCCUGCAAGGACCGCAACUGAGCUUCUACGACACCAAAGAAGAUUAUGAGCGUUGCCGCUCGGACAAUCCACCCAUGGAUGUUACAGGUGCGAUCAUCGAAGACAAUUAUGCUGUACCGGAAGCUUUCAGCGUCUCUUUCCAUGACGAUAAGUACUAUCCAUUGCAGCUUCACGCCAAGUCCCGCGAGGUGAAGCAGGAGUGGGUGCGCAGUCUACGUGCUGCUGCUGGUGGUCGUGCUACUGCACUAGGAGGUGCAGCCUGCAGUGCUUUCUCCAACUCGUCGACCAGGCUUUCAGUCUCUGGCAAUACCAAUGACUUAAAUUCAUCGGCAGUGUACCGAGGUGAAAAAUCGGUGCCUUCUAGCUACGCAGAGGCGGCAUCUUCGUCCUAUCGAGCUGGAGCUGGAACGGGAUACGCUGCUGGAAAUUCUUCUUCGGAGAUGUACGGACCCACAGGUGGAGCUGGUGGUAGCCGAUACAUGCAGAUGUAG